GAGAGAAUGUCCGUUCCUAACAGCACCCAGCUCCGUCCUUCUUCAUUCCUUUUGCUGGGCAUCCCAGGGCUAGAAGGUGUGCACAUCUUGAUUGGGUUCCCCUUUUUCUUUCUGUAUCUUGUCGCUCUCCUGGGGAAUGCUGCUGUGAUGUUUGUGAUCCAGACUGAGCACAGUCUCCAUGAGCCCAUGUAUUACUUCCUGGCCAUGUUGGACUCCAUCGACCUGGGCUUGUCCACGGCCACCAUCCCCAAAAUGCUGGGCAUCUUCUGGUUUAGCCUCAGGGACAUAUCCUUUGAAAGCUGCCUUUCCCAGAUGUUCUUCAUCCACUUCUUCACUGCUAUGGAGAGCAUUGUGUUGGUGGCCAUGGCCUUUGACCGCUACGUUGCCAUUUGUAAACCCCUUCGGUACACCAUGAUCCUCACUAGCAAAAUCAUCGGCGCUAUUGCGGGCAUCACUGUUCUGCGGAGCCUGUGCAUGGUGGUCCCACUGGUGUUUCUUCUCCUGAGGCUUCCCUUCUGUGGGCAUCACAUCAUCCCUCACACCUACUGUGAGCACAUGGGCAUUGCCCGUCUGGCCUGUGCCAGCAUCAAAGUCAACAUAAUGUUUGGUCUGGGGAACAUUUCUCUCUUAUUGUUGGAUGUGCUCCUUAUUAUUGUCUCCUAUGUCAGGAUCCUCUAUGCAGUCUUUCUCCUGCCUUCCUGGGAAUCUCGACUCAAAGCCCUCAACACGUGUGGCUCCCACAUUGGUGUUAUCUUAGCCUUUUUCACACCAGCGUUUUUCUCUUUCUUGACACACCGUUUUGGCCACAACAUCCCCCAAUAUAUCCACAUUCUUUUAGCCAAUCUAUAUGUGGUUGUUCCACCAGCCCUCAAUCCUGUAAUUUAUGGGGUCAGGACCAAGCAGAUUAGGGAGCGAGUUUUGAAGAUUUUUUUUUUUAAAGGAUGGUUAAACAUUGGUAGUCUUAGAACAUAUUAUAGUUCAUAUUUUCUUCUUAUGCAAUUAAAAGGAGAUUAUUGUCUAAAAAAGAUAAUCAGGAGGGAGUAA
Messenger RNA from Hipposideros armiger (great roundleaf bat), 1044 nucleotides. RefSeq names its product olfactory receptor 52E8-like. The record is from RefSeq and is a predicted model, not a curated record. Lineage: Eukaryota; Metazoa; Chordata; Mammalia; Chiroptera; Hipposideridae. Gene Ontology annotation, cellular component: plasma membrane. Gene Ontology annotation, molecular function: G protein-coupled receptor activity; olfactory receptor activity. Gene Ontology annotation, biological process: G protein-coupled receptor signaling pathway. The coding region runs from base 7 to 1044 and encodes 345 amino acids. The transcript has a single exon.